Messenger RNA from Fulvia fulva, 690 nucleotides. RefSeq lists its product as uncharacterized. Gene Ontology annotation, cellular component: cytosol; nucleus. Bases 1 to 690 code for a protein of 229 amino acids. Gene Ontology annotation, biological process: chaperone-mediated protein complex assembly; protein folding. The record is from RefSeq and is a predicted model, not a curated record. Gene Ontology annotation, molecular function: protein-folding chaperone binding; Hsp90 protein binding. The transcript is spliced from 4 exons. NCBI's taxonomy places the organism in Eukaryota, Fungi, Ascomycota, Dothideomycetes, Mycosphaerellales, Mycosphaerellaceae.
AUGUCGGCGCAGCCUACAAACACGACCGAUGCGAAGGAGUUCGGCACCAAGACCAUCACUCCAGAGGUGACCUGGGCACAGCGCUCCUCCAAGACAGAAGCCGAGAAGAACCACGUCUAUGUCUCCAUCAACGUCCCCGACGUCGACCCCAAGAAGAUCAAGCUCGACGUCCAGCCCGGCUACCUCAGCUUCCAAGGCUACAGCGAGUCCAAGAAGGCCGACUAUGCAGUGAAACUCGAGUUCUUCAAGGAGAUCGACCCAUCUGCUUCGAAGACGAACCACUCGCCACGAGCUAUCGAAUUUGUGCUGCAGAAGAAGGAUCUCGAAGAGGAGUUCUGGCCGCGAUUGUUGAAGGAUAAGGCGAAGGUGCACUACCUGAAGACAGACUUUGACAAGUGGGUCGACGAGGACGAGCAGGACGUCGUAGCAGAUGAUGAUGACUACAUGAGCCGCAUGGGUGGAAUGGGCGGCAUGGGAGGUGACGGCGGCUUCGGCGGCAUCGACUUCAGCAAGCUUGGAGGUGCUGGUGGUGGCAUGCCUGGAAUGGAGGGCAUGGGUGGCGAGGACGACGACGACGACGAUGCUGACGAUGAUGAGGACAUGCCAGAACUCGAAGGCGAAGAGGGCGCAUCCGCAGGUGCAUCAAGCGCCGGCGAGGGCAGCAGCAAGAAGAUCGAGGAGGUCGAGUAG